AUGCAUAAACGGUAUUCUCAUUUGUGGACAAAUAAUUAUAAAGAAAUGGGUGUAUCUCUACGACCUGAACAAUUAGAAGUUGACCUACUGGGAUUUGCUUAUGAAAAAACUAAUCAACAGAAACCGAUUUUCAAUUCACCGAAGAUGGAAUCAUUGCAAGCAAAUUCGUCUUAUUCAUUUGUAAAACCAUUUAAAGUUAAUACAAUAAUUAUUGGUGAAGUAACAACAUCAAUUAUUGAUUUCAAUCAUCAAGAUUUUAUUGAUCUUGAGCAGUCUAAUUCAAAUUUAUUAAAUAUAAAUAUACCAACUUAUUUACUUUGUCGAAAAUUAAUGCAACUUGAGCGAACACUUAACUUUAUUCUGAUUUAUUUUAAUGGUGUAAAAUUAGAAAAUCUAGUUGUUGCACUAGUCGCCAGAUUCCAUCAUCGACUUUCUCCUCAACAAAUAUACAAGCUAUUAUUUCAAUCAACAUUUUCAAAUAAAAUACCACUCUUGAACCAAUUAUAUCAACUUGAACAUGAACAAAAAGCAAACAGUUAUAUUUUAUUUCAUAAACUAUUAUGUUCGCUUUGA
Rotaria sp. Silwood2 is the source of this 573-nucleotide messenger RNA. NCBI's taxonomy places the organism in Eukaryota, Metazoa, Rotifera, Eurotatoria, Philodinida, Philodinidae. The record is from the annotation of a GenBank genome assembly.